AGAAACACGAGACUUUCUGCUCCUGUAACGAGUUAUCGCCUCGAAAACAGGGCUGGCUCCUCCCACGACGGACACCACAAUGGCAGUUCUACCCUGUCCUCUUGAGUCACUAUGACUCGAAUGAUCUCUGUGGCAGUGAGUCGACAGUGACGCCGGAGGGCAGAGUAGAACUGUUCCAAGAGUCUCCAUCUCACCUUUCUACAGUGGAGACACUGGAGCGGAGAGUGGAUUUCUCAUGGAAGUGUGUGUUGAUUCCGUGGAGUCAGCUAUGAAUGCAGAAAGAGGAGGUGCUGGUCGGAUUGAAUUAUGCUCCGGUUUACUGGAGGGAGGAACCACGCCCAGCAUGGGCGUCCUUCAAGUUGUGAAGCAGUGUGUCCAGAUCCCAGUGUUUGUGAUGAUUCGGCCACGAGGAGGGGAUUUUUUAUAUUCAGACCGUGAGAUUGAGGUUAUGAAGACUGACAUUCGUCUCUCCAAGCUGUAUGGUGCCGACGGUGUGGUAUUUGGGGCACUAACUGAAGAUGGACACAUUGACAAAGAACUCUGCGUGUCCCUUAUGGCUAUUUGCCGUCCUCUGCCAGUCACUUUCCACCGAGCCUUUGACAUGGUCCGUGACCCAGUGGCAGCUCUGGAGACGCUCCUGAACCUGGGGGUUGAGCGGGUGCUGACCAGCGGGUGUGACAGUUCCGCUCUAGAGGGGCUGCCCCUGAUAAAGCGACUCAUGGACCAGGCAAAAGGCAGGAUUGUGAUAAUGCCAGGGGGUGGCAUAACGGACAGAAACCUGCAAAGGAUCCUUGAAGGUUCCGGGGCUACAGAGUUCCACUGUUCGGCUCGGGCUGCAAGAGACUCUGGAAUGAAGUUUCGAAAUCCCUGUGUUUCCAUGGGAGCCUCAAUUUCUAACUCAGAGUAUUCUCUAAAGGUGGCAGAUGUGACCAAAGUCAGGACUCUGAAUGCCAUUGCGAAGAAUAGCCUGGUGUAGCCCACCUCUCCGAGCAGCAUGGAGAUUACAGGCCGAAGGUAGAAGUAUUGUCUAUAGUUGACCAUGACAUAACUUUUGUGGCCGGGGCAGUCAUAGUCUUUGUUGUAAGUCUCACGUGCCGCGGAGAAUACUUCAAAAGGAAAAUAACCUGAAACAGCUGUAGUCAGUCCUUUUGCAGCCACCUGUCUCCAUGGUUCAGUCUGAGCCGUGCGUUUCCCAGAUAGGCGCCUCGUCUGCUGAUGGCGAUGGAGUUAAUUGGUGAGCUGGAAAAAGUUAAGAGCAACCUAUGAAUUCAGAGUGUAGCUUUAAGGUCAAUUCAAUAGGAGUAUCUUGCUUUUCCAUUUGUAAAAUAAAAUUUUCCAUUUUC
Molecule: messenger RNA, 1343 nt
Organism: Echinops telfairi (small Madagascar hedgehog)
Lineage: Eukaryota; Metazoa; Chordata; Mammalia; Afrosoricida; Tenrecidae
Gene: CUTC
Product: cutC copper transporter
Exons: 9
Coding region: 236-976 (246 amino acids)
Molecular function (GO): copper ion binding
Source: RefSeq, a predicted model, not a curated record